AUGGACUCUUUUUCAAUCGCUAAUUUAAUUGAUACACAUUUUGACGAAAAAAAUAAUCAAGAAAGUUCCGAGGAUGGAUUCGAACAAACAUUAGAGAAUAAUUCUGCUUUAGAUACAUUUUCUAGUUUAACUCAUUCAUCAUCAUCAUCAUUAUCACCAUUCAAAAAUAAACUAUUCGAUAAAUCAAUGAAUGUGAUUAGUCCACAAAUGACACAUUUUAUUACUCAUAAUAAUAAUAAUAAUAAUAAUAAUAAUAAUAAUAAUAAUAAUAGUAAUAAUCAGUUAUCUUAUUCGGAAUGCAAAUUAAUCAAUUCUCCAAGAGAAAUUCAAAAUAUGAAUGAUGAACAAGUACUAUUUUGGAAUAUGUUAGAAUCCAAUCAUGAAUUUUUAUCACAGAAUAUCAGAGAAUCGAAAGAUUUAAAACAGUCAAUUGAUCAAUUAACUAGUAAUCAUAAUGAUGAUCAUGAUGAUGAUGGCAAUAAUAAUUUUAAAAAAUCUAUUAUCCAACAACAAUUAUUACCAUAUUUAAUAUCCUCUAAAUCAAUUCUAUUGAAAAAUUCAAAUACAAAUCAUUUUCACAAACAACAAGGUCAGUCCAUUAUAGAAAACAAUAUAGAAGAUAAUUGUACAUUGAAUAAUUAUAUGAAUGCACACUUGAACAUUAAUCAUACGUCAGAGAAUAUUUGUAACACAGAUUUAAAUAUGAAUGAAAAUAAUACAAUGCAUAAGUUAAAUUUUAAAAAUAUUUCUGACAAUUCUAGUAAGGAUUAUUUAAUUGAAUUAUUGAGAAAAUUAGAAUCCUAUGGAUUAUCAUAUCCAAUUUAUAAGAAAUACAAAGAAAUGUUAUUAAAUUCAAACUAUUCAACAUGUAAUGAUUCUGUGACAACGAUAAAUCAUACAGAACCUGAAAUUAACACAUUACUUGAUCAUAUUCAUAAUACUGAUAAAAAAUGUACCAAUUCUUUUAUUAAUAAGAAUAGUAUUAAUAAUAAAGAUGACAAAUAUAGUGAUCACAUAGUAAAUAACUUGAACAGUCAAGUUUAUUUUCGUAUAAAUUCAAUGAAAGAUUAUUUACCUUUUGUAACAAUGACAACAUCAACAGAAUCAACGGUGACAACAACACAAACAACAUCAGUAGGACAAUUUAAAAAUGAACCAUUAAUAUCUAGAUUGUUAUCAGUACAAUCACCAGUAGCAGCAACAACAACAACACCAACACCAACAACCACAACGUCAACAUUAUCAACUGAUACAACUGCUCGACGAAAACGUACUAGAGCAGCAUUUUCACAUGGACAAGUUUAUGAAUUAGAAAAACGAUUUAAUUAUCAACGUUAUUUAUCAGCUACAGAAAGAGCUGAAUUAGCUAGAUCAUUGAGAUUAUCUGAAACUCAAGUAAAAAUUUGGUUUCAAAAUAGACGAUAUAAAACUAAAAAACGAUUGAUCAGUCGAAUAUUGAAUUCAUCAAAUCAUAGUUCUGAUGAUUCAAUUCUAAAUGAUACACAUUUAGAUCAAUUCAAUGCUCAACAUUCAAUAGCUAUUGAAAAUUCAAAGUAUCCUGUAUUUGAAAUGAAUUCACCUGAACAAUAUCAUCAUUUCACGCAUCAACAUCAGCGUCAAGCAACACAACACCAAAAGGAACAAGAUCAUAUUAAUUAUAAACUGAAGAAUAUAUUCCCUCUUAUGGAAAUGUCUCCUUCAGAAUUAUUAGGUAACUUUGAUGCGGUAAUUUCAAAUCUGCAUCGAAACCGUCAGUAUCAUCAUCAUCAACAACAACAACAACAUCGCAACCAUCAACACGAUCAUCACAGUAAAUUCAAUAGGGAAUCUAAUCAAGUGGAUGAGAAUUUAAAACAAUAUAAAACAUCACAAUAUAUGAAAGAUUUUUUAAAAUCUGACAAUGGAAUUAAAAUUUCAAAAUUGAAACAUUUAACGCCAUCAAAUUUAAAAGAAGUAGAUAAUGAUCAUGUUGAUGUUGAUGUUGAUGAUGAUGAUAAUGAAGCUAAGAGAACAUUGUCGACUGACCAUCAUCAUGAUCAUCAUGAUAACAUUGCAUUUCAUUCAAAUCUAUUCAGCUGGAUGAAUCAUUCAAAAUUAUUACGUCAUCACCAUCAUCAUCACCAUCAUCUUCAAUCUUCAGUAACUGAAUAA
Schistosoma turkestanicum is the source of this 2151-nucleotide messenger RNA. Lineage: Eukaryota; Metazoa; Platyhelminthes; Trematoda; Strigeidida; Schistosomatidae. The record is from the annotation of a GenBank genome assembly.